This is a messenger RNA of Xyrauchen texanus (razorback sucker), 7121 nucleotides long. RefSeq names its product collagen alpha-1(I) chain-like. The record is from RefSeq and is a predicted model, not a curated record. The coding region runs from base 1 to 5340 and encodes 1779 amino acids. Lineage: Eukaryota; Metazoa; Chordata; Actinopteri; Cypriniformes; Catostomidae. The transcript is spliced from 67 exons. Gene Ontology annotation, molecular function: extracellular matrix structural constituent.
AUGGAACUAACUUUUUUUUUCAAUCACUUGGCAGAAGAAAUAGACGUUCUUGCUUAUCUGUGGCAGGUGGCAAACCACAGCAACGCAUCAGUAAUUCAGGAAAUCCAAAGUUGUCCAAUACUGCAAGUUGGCCAGUACUCCACCCUCUCUAUGCCGUUACGCAAGGUGUUUGGAUACAGAUUUGGUGAUGAGUUCAGUUUGCUGUUGUAUCUGCGCAGCUCCCAGCCUGAUGACCACAGUGUGCUAACCUUCCUAUGCCCAGAUGGACACAUUCUACUGCAGAUCCGCAUCAGUGCCUACACCUUCACGUUCAUUAGCACCCAACAACGGCACUAUGAAUUCCCUGUUGGAGGACUAUCCGAUGGGGGUUGGCAUCGCGUGGCAGUCAGUGUCUCCACAGGCCGGUUGGCAUUGUAUGUGGAUUGUUCCAUGGUUGAGAGUGUGGACUGGGUUUACAGUGAUGGUCUGGGAAUCUCCACCGAUGGCUUGGUGAUGGUGGGAGGAAUUAUUGAGGGAUCUGAGACCCCUUUUGAAGGUGAUCUGAUGCAGGUGACAUUUCUAAUGGGAGAACCAGAUGCAGCUCGAGAUCAGUGUGGUGUUUUCCAGCUUCAUUGUGGUGGGUCAGGCCACAAACCUCCCCGUUCCGCUCGCACACAGACUCAAGAGGAACUCCUGCUGUCCUCAAAUGACCUGGAGGAUUUAUUAGAGGCGGCACAAGACAGUGACUCUAUUCAUGCAAAACUGCUUGGUCUUCGGAGACGUGGCAUCAUCCGUGGUGAUGGUACCCUGCCCACCGGAUCCAAACGUCCUGCUGUUCAUGAGCGUGGUGAUGUGUUUGAGGCUGAUGAGGACACUGACCUUCUGAACCACAACAUAUUGUCCAAAAAUGGUGGUUCCCCUUCUAAGACCCUCCCAACUGAUACCACUGGCAGCCGGGGUGGAAAACCAGAAUUCACAUCUAAACGUCUGGAUGAAAACAUCACCACUGACAAGCAAAAACCUGACAAACUUUUACCAAAGAAACCAGGGGAUACAAUCAUCAACCUGGAUGUUAGGGUACCCAUUACAUCACCACAGAAACCAACUGGAAGUACUGUCCCUAAUGGAGAAAUCCAUCUGGAAAUCACAUCCAGUUCUGACGAUGAAGAAUCCAACUUGUUAAAGGAGGACCUGGAUCGUGGAUUCACCACACAGGCUCCUCAUAGCACAACUUUCUGGAAGGGUAUCUCUCAGGGCAGUGAAACGACAACUCCUAGAGGAUCUGGAAAGGGUUCUAAGGAGCACCCAUCUACUGUCAUACUUACAGGCUGGCACAGAGACCUUGUGCGAGGCUCUGAUGGGAGGGUGUAUCACAUCCAAAAGGGCUACAUGGGGCCCAUGGGCCCCCCUGGUAAGCCUGGAUGUCCUGGGAGUUUUGGCUAUCCAGGGGUCAAAGGUGAUAAGGGUGCCAUUGGGCCAAAGGGCCAUCCAGGUCACCGGGGAUUUCCAGGACCCCCUGGGUCACCGGGACUGCCCACCCUCUAUCUUUGGAGAAACACACCAGAGGAAUGGGCUGCUUUUCAACUUCUCCAUGCAGGCUGGCCUAGAGCUCAGGGUCUGCCAGGGCCAGACGGGGAGAUGGGGAAACUUGGGAUGCAGGGGCCACCUGGGGAACCAGGUGAUCAGGGACGUCCAGGACGUAUGGGAGACAUGGGUGACCCUGGCCCAAAAGGUGCGGUGGGCAGAGCAGGAGUCCAUGGAAAGGAUGGAGAGAACGGACUGGAUGGACCUCAAGGCCCUCCAGGAAUUCCAGGAUCAAAGGGUCCUCUGGGCUAUAAAGGAGAAUCAGGCUCACCUGGAGAGAAAGGAGAGGAGGGCCUUAUUGGAGCAGAGGGUCCAUGUGGAGAUAUAGGGAAAGCUGGUGAGAAAGGUUCAAAAGGAGCAUCUGGCCCUCCUGGUCCUGUCGGCCUUGCUGGACCACAUGGCAUCAGAGGGAUUGAGGGCACUGAAGGGCCUCCCGGGCCAGAUGGGGAUGAUGGAAUGGAUGGACCACCUGGUCCUCUAGGUGUACCAGGAGCUCCAGGUUGGACCGGUGUGGUUGGUGUCCAGGGCACUAACGGAUCUCGUGGGGAGUCUGGACCUGCAGGAGCUAUUGGCCCCCCGGGCCCACUGGGUCCUCAGGGAUUGGAGGGACAGAUUGGACCUUCAGGGCCCAGGGGCCCACAGGGGCUGCCAGGCAGGGAGGGUUUACUUGGCCCAAAAGGAGAGCCUGGAUCUGCAGGGCCAUUUGGCCUCCGAGGCGAGCCGGGAUUUGAAGGACUAAUGGGUGCAUUAGGAACACAAGGUCCUAAAGGUUUUACUGCUAUCAAAGGUAACAGAGGAACUGAUGGAGACCAGGGAGACAGUGGACCUAAAGGAAACAAAGGUGUUAGAGGGGCCCUAGGUGUACAGGGCAUUCAAGGUGAGCAGGGGCCAAUAGGUUUUCCUGGUUUCCCAGGCAUCAGAGGUCAGCCAGGACUACAAGGAAUUAAGGGAGAAGAUGGAGAGGCGGGUCCACAUGGCAAAGUGGGCAAAGAGGGGUCAAAGGGGAGCAGAGGAUUUGAAGCCCCCCCUGGAAAGCCUGGUCCCAGAGGCCUAAAGGGUCGAACAGGGCAGAGAGGUCACACUGGCAUGCCUGGACCUCCUGGUUUGCCUGGCCCAACAGGACCUGUCGGAGCUGAAGGAAAGCCUGGUACACAGGGACUGCAAGGCCUUCUCGGUAAUGCAGGAAGUAAAGGACCAAUGGGAUUGCAAGGUAUUCCUGGAGAACCUGGUCAGGAAGGACCACCAGGGUCUAUGGGUCCUCCUGGACUAGAAGGGCCCAUGGGUAGCCCAGGACCACAGGGAGAGAGGGGUUUCACUGGAAAGACAGGAGCCGAGGGACCACAGGGCCCUGUUGGCAUGUAUGGUUUCCCAGGAAACAUGGGCAUUAGAGGAAGACCAGGCCACACUGGAGAGAGAGGAAACCUAGGUCAAAGAGGGCCUCAUGGAUGUAUUGGCAAGCCUGGAACCCCAGGUCUCCCUGGUCCAAUAGGGGAAAAAGGCCUGCCAGGACCGCAGGGCCGUCGGGGAGAUCCCGGGCCUCAGGGAACAGAUGGACCAUGUGGUCCUCCAGGACUUCAAGGAGUCAAUGGGGUCAUUGGAAAACCAGGACUCCGUGGAAGUAAAGGACCCCCAGGAGAGACUGGACCAAAUGGGCCCCCAGGGAUUCCAGGUCCUCAGGGGGCAGAUGGGAUGCCAGGUGCAGUUGGGGAGAAAGGAGAGAAGGGAAUUAUUGGCCCCCCUGGAGAUGAUGGGCCUCUCGGAUUGGAAGCACCACAGGGUCCACCUGGCCCAGCAGGUAUAGAGGGUUUUUCUGGAAGGAAAGGUGAUAAGGGGGACAAUGGUCACAGCGGAAUGCUUGGUGUUCAGGGACAAAAAGGAGUCAUUGGCCCUUCUGGUGCUAAAGGUCUAAUGGGUCCACCUGGCCCAGCAGGCAGUGAGGGUUACACUGGUCUAGUUGGUGUUGCUGGUGACCCCGGCCCUAAAGGAGAAAAGGGUAAUAUUGGGCCACUGGGCUUUACUGGUUUAGAGGGGCCAUGGGGAGAUGUAGGGAAACAGGGAGAAAAGGGGCUCAAGGGAGCCAAGGGCCAGACAGGACUGCAGGGGGAGCCUGGUUUCAUGGGUGGGGUUGGAAAUGCUGGUCUGAAAGGUGUAGAGGGUGGACCAGGUCAUGUAGGACUGGUGGGGCUAGAUGGACCUCCUGGAAGCAAGGGAGAAGUUGGGCCCAAUGGUUUACCUGGGGAGCCAGGAAAUGCUGGACCAAAGGGACAUCCAGGUCCAAAAGGUGUGAGAGGUGACACAGGCAAAGGUGGGACACAGGGUGGAGUUGGCCCGGUUGGUCUAGAUGGGGCUUUGGGCCCUAAAGGUUUUCCUGGACCUGGAGGGGAGAAAGGAGAUCCAGGAGAUAAAGGAGAACCAGGGGUGGAGGGUCCAAAUGGGCUUCAAGGCAUACAGGGACCACCGGGACUGCCUGGUUUAGAGGGCACAGCAGGUGAGGCAGGGGCAAGGGGCUUACCAGGUCUACCAGGAGCUGAGGGUCGCAUGGGUAAGCCAGGACUUAAAGGAAAGGAAGGCAUGAAAGGAGAGAAGGGAGAUGAUGGCGGAAAUGGAGCGCCAGGAAAAAUGGGUCACAUUGGACGGAGGGGUAAAAGAGGCAAGGCAGGGAUGAGGGCGAUCAGAGGACAAAGAGGGGAAAAGGGAGAGAGAGGAGUUGAAGGAGAAAAGGGACUUCCUGGAUGGGGAGGAAGUAUGGGAAUGCCAGGGCUGAGAGGAGAGCCCGGUGGCCAAGGUGUCAAAGGAGCAGAGGGUGAGAAAGGGGAUCAGGGGACACUUGGUCCACCAGGAAAAGAUGGCUUAAAGGGGAGCGCGGGUCCUCUUGGGCCUCCUGGACCUCCAGGACUAAAGGGGGAGCAGGGGAAUAUCGGCCCUGCUGGACCCAGAGGGACAUCAGGAAUUCCUGGACUACCGGGCUUGUUUGGAUACAAGGGACUUAAGGGAUAUCAAGGGCCUCAUGGACCCCCUGGAAGGAGGGGCUUCCCAGGCCCACCGGGGCCAGCUGGGCCUCCAGGUCUUUCUGUGAACCUGACCCAGAUCAAGGACCUGAUAUAUAAUUUAGACAAGCCCAAUUACCCUCUGAUUCAGACACUGCUGGACUCUCUGUACCAUGACAUCCGCCUGCUUGUGGACCCUCCAGACGGCAGUAAGCAGAGCCCAGCCUCCACCUGUCUAGAGCUAUGGCUGAGCCAUCCCAACUACACAAGUGGUUUCUACUACAUUGACCCAAACCAAGGCAGUCCUUUAGAUGCUCUUUUGGUCUACUGUAACUUUUCCGAGUCAGGAGCAGAGACCUGCCUUCACCCCAGAGAUGCACAUCUGCCUACAAGGGCUUGGCUGAAUGAUUCAGGGAAUAACAGCAAGUUCUUCUGGUUAAGUUCACUGGAGGGAGGCUUUAAAUUUGAGUAUCCAGCCCUCAGUGUGGUGCAGCUGCGGUUUCUAAGACUUCAGAGCAACAGAGCAGAACAGAGAGUGACAUACUCCUGUUACCCUGGUCACAGACUAGGCCAGACACAGCGACAGGUCCAGUUCCUCACUGUUACUGAAAAGCAGAGCUAUUUAGGAGCACUACAGGAUUGUGUGUCUGCAAAGGAAGUGGAUCCUGGACCACGGGAGUCUGUGUUUCAGUUUGAGGACAUGGACCUGCUUCCUCUACAUGACAUAGGAAUCUUUGGCAACAGCGGUCACGAGUUUGGGUUCACCAUUGGCCCUGUGUGCUUCAACUAGAGACACAAAAAGCGAUAAGGGUAAAUCCUUAGUGUUUUAACCUUAAAUGCAAGCUGCCUGAGGAAACAGGACACUCUGAAGACAUAUGUAGCAUCUGUGGCUUACAUUUAAGAAAAUAUCCUACAAAGUUAUUAAGACAGAGGCUCCACAUAAGUCCCCUGUGGAUCUUGGUGCUGCCAGACAAAUGGACAAUACGCUUUAUAUUGUUUGCAGAGACUUUGUAAAGGAUGUACUGUUUUAUACAUAAUGUUAUAUGUUUAAUCACUAGCUGGUCUUGUAAUAACAUUGUAUAUGGAUGGUAUCAUGUGUGAUUAAGUGUGAUUUUGCCUUAACAAACUAUUGUAAUGACAGGGGUUUAAUGUAACCACUAUGUGGUUGCAUGAUCCAAGUUUCAACUGUAUUCAACUUAUAUUAAAAUUAGGUACAAACUGUGAUAAUGGAUUAACCAAUUUAUAGGACUACAGAACAUAGGCAGGCUGCAUACAUUAAGUGUCUAUAUUACACUUUUCUUUAAUCUACAGUACAUGUCUAACUUGAAUUGUAGGCCUAACAAAGACCAAAGCAUGCUAAUAAGGCUUAUCUUCUCAUAAGAUUGCCUUCAAACCUGGGACUAGGGUGUGCUGAGUGACUCCAGCCAGGUCUCCUAAGCAACCAAAUUGGCCCGGUUGCUAGGUAGGGCAGAGUCAUAUGGGGUAACCUCCUCGUGGUCAUGAUUAGGGGCUCUCGCUCUCAAAGGGGCACGUGGUAAGUUGCGUGUGGAUUGCGGAGAGUAGCAUGAGUCUCCACAUGCUGUGAGUCUCAGCAGUGUCAUACACAAUAAGCCAUGUGAUAAAAUGCUCAGACUGACUGUCUCAGAAGUGGAGGCAACUGAGGCUUGUCCUCCACCACCCGGAUUGAGGUGAGUAACCGUGCCACCACGAGGACCUACUAAGUAGUGGGAAUUGGGCAUUCCAAAUUGGGAGAAAAGGGGAUAAAAAAACCCAAACAAACAAAAAACUAAACCUGGGACUAAAUAUCAGGAAAUCUGUGCUACCUUUCUAUUUUGCAUGACUUGUCAAUCUCUUGAUAGUGGAUAGCGGUUGGGAAAUUAAUGGUGUGUUUGGGGUUUGUGUAUGAGUGCCAGUGCUGAUUAGCCAACAGGGAUGGUCCACUCCCUCACAUCCUGUGAUGUUAGUCUAACAGUGGUCAUGUCACCUAAAUAUUGUUUAAAUAUCAGUUUUGAAUUAUUUAGCGGUGCUAUUCACAACAGACAUUAGCUUAUUUAAAGCAACAGUUGUUUAAAAAAAAUUGUACAAUAAUACUAACUGUUGCCGAGCUGAUAUCACACCAUAUUCUGUGCAACCUGUUAUUUAAAAUGCACAUUAUGAUUAUGAGACUGAAAUUAAAAAUACUGUAACACACAGUACAAGCAGGAAUACAAGACACACUGAAGAUGUGUAGUUCAUUUUGCAUUUACUGUACUGUAUGCAGGUCUCAGGGAGCACUUAUGUUAAAACAGGUUACUUUCUUGGAAUUUGUUGCGAUUAAUCAUCCUAUACCAACACAAUACCAAUAAAGUGUCUUUCUCACAAUUUUUUUAAUAUUUGUUUAUUAUUACUUGACAUUAAUUAUCAUCAAUAUCAUUCUAAUCUAAUUUUAAACUGCUUUGAAUUCAGGCACAUGUGCUAUCACUUGCCUGCCUUUGUAAACUAUAUUUUGUUCAUUUACAGUUUGUAAUGUAUAUUGUGUUUUCUGUGUAUUUGUAGUUACAUUGAAAAUCAUAUGCUGGUCAUCUGUGUGAG